Nerophis ophidion (straightnose pipefish) is the source of this 10276-nucleotide messenger RNA. It is a transcript of the gene tbx21, whose product is annotated as T-box transcription factor 21. Gene Ontology annotation, cellular component: nucleus. Gene Ontology annotation, biological process: positive regulation of DNA-templated transcription; lymphocyte migration; cell fate specification. The record is from RefSeq and is a predicted model, not a curated record. Gene Ontology annotation, molecular function: RNA polymerase II cis-regulatory region sequence-specific DNA binding; DNA-binding transcription factor activity, RNA polymerase II-specific. Lineage: Eukaryota; Metazoa; Chordata; Actinopteri; Syngnathiformes; Syngnathidae.
CGCGAGAGCAGCAGUCAGCGGGAGCUGAGGGCGAGGUGAGAAUGUUCUAAAGAGGUUCCAAAAUGUUCUAUUAAAAAAAAAAAAAAAAAAAAAAAAAAAAAGGGGGGGGGUCCGGGUUAGGCAGUGCAGGUCUGGAUGCGCCCCUCCGAGCGCACGUGAGCUUUAUGACUUUUGGCGGGGCUGCAAAUGGGCGGCACAGGUGGCAACCUCUACCUCAGCAUGUUGACCGGCGCCGAAGCGCAGACCCUGGCCAAGACCCCCGAAGGGAGCGGACACCUCCACCGCGGCGCUAAGGACCUGGCGGACUUGAAGAUGGGCAUCCAGGACGCGCGGUUCUACUACCCGGACUCGGUGACGGCCGGCGCCCAGGACGCCCUGGCGCUGCAGUACCACGCGGAACAGGCGGCCGGCGGCUUCGGGGCGCAACCAGCCCGCUUCUACGCGCAGACGCUCGCCGGCUGCCCGUACGGUGGCGUGCGCUCGCCGCCGAGGAGCGCCGCGGGACCGGGCUACGGGGACGGCUUCCCCGCGGCGGGCAAGGACUCGUACCCGCCGUCGCCGGAGAGCUUCGCGGCGGGCUACCAGCGGGCCGGCCUGUACCCGCUGCCCGGCCUGCAGCUGUGCGGCAAGACGCAGGCGCUCCUCAACAACUACCCGCUGUGGGCCAAGUUCCACAAGUUCCACACCGAGAUGAUCAUCACCAAGCACGGCAGGAGGAUGUUCCCCUUCCUGAGCUUCAACAUCAGCGCCCUGGACCCCUCCGCCCACUAUAAUGUCUACGUGGACGUGGUUCUGGCGGACCAGCACCACUGGCGCUACCAGGGGGGGAAGUGGGUGCAGUGUGGCAAAGCGGAGGGCAACAUGCCAGGAAACAGGACAUACGUGCACCCCGACUCGCCCAACACGGGCUCACAUUGGAUGAGACAGGAAGUGUCCUUCAGCAAACUCAAGCUGACCAACAACAAAGGCAGCACCAACAACGUGGCACAGAUGAUCGUGCUUCAGUCUCUGCACAAAUAUCAGCCUCGUCUUCACGUGGUGGAGGCCAAGGAGGACGGCUCGGAGGACGCCUUCCAGCCGUCCAAAGCUCAAAGCUUCGUCUUCCCCGAGACCCAGUUCAUCGCCGUCACCGCCUACCAGAACGCAGACAUCACGCAGUUGAAGAUCGACCAACCCUUCGCCAAGGGUUUCCGGGACAGCUACGACACUUUGUACGCGCCCCCCGACCGCCUCACCCCCUCCCCCACAGACAGCCAAGCGCUGCUGGCGGGGGGCUGCUACCCUCCAGGCUACCUGAGCGAGCCGUACAUCAGCCCGCUGCCCCAAAGUCGCUUCUACGGCCGCGAACCCGUGACGGGGGCCCAGCAUCACAAGGACCUGGCCUCCAGCCCGGGGCCCCACUGGUACCUGCCUUCCCAGCAGGCCGUCACCCCCAACCGCCUCGACUUCACCUCGUCAUUCGAGGGCGACUUCUCGGGAGGCGGCCUCUACAAGCCCUUCCCCCUCCAGACACCCGCCCUCAGCUACUACCCCGAGCACCCGUUCACCUCCACCAGCGUGUCGGCGGCCACCACGGCGGCAUGGACCGCCACCCGGCCCCCCGCUCAGUACCUCAGCCACGCCGGGAAACCCUCCCCCGGCCUGGCCUGGUUCAGACCGCUCGCCUCCUCCCCCUCGUCGCCCGGCAACGCCCGGCCGCACCUCGCCUCCCUGCUGGAGCCCCCCUUACUAGGUGACAAGGCCAAAGAGGCGGGGGAGGAGCAUUGGCUGGCGCCGCCCUCGGUGAAGUCGGCCGACCCGACAGACUCGCAGCUGUUUGCGGGCGAGGCGAAGAAGCGGAAGGUGUCGCCCAACACCUCCAGUGGCGAGAACUCGCCGCCGCUACCGCACGCAUUGGAAGUGUGCGACAAAGACAGCGACUACUUUGGAUAUUACACCCACUGAACCUCACCCCCCGCCCCCACCCGUGGCCCCGCCCUCCCACUCACACCUGGACGAGGCCCCCGCUGAACAUUUGUGCGGCCCCUCAUGAGGACGUUGGAAGGUCAACGUCACACAGCAGGACGUGGAGCGGAUGCGACGCGACCGCAGAAAGGACGCCCCGAGGUCACCUGAAUGCAACGCACACCUGCGACCGUCGCCUCGGAAACAUCUGGAUUGUUUAAAAAAAAGAAAACACGGGCAUAUCUUGACAAGAGCCUGCAGGCCUUGUCUCCUCUUCUUCCCCUCUUCUGCCGUCAAACACCCUCUUUUCUCACCCUCUCCUCCUCGCACCCGCAGUUCAUCUGGCGCCCUCUCGUGGCGGCGCAGAGCACUGCAGGCUUGAUUUUCUCACUCAAAUGAAUGCAUUUUUCAUCUUCACUGCUAAAUGAAGGAACAUAUGCAAACCUCGAUCAGCUAAAAUAAUUACAAAACCCUUGAAUCUCAACAGAAUUUAGCUUUUAUAAAACAUACAGAGCGGAACUGUUGUUUGUGACGGUUACCAAGGUAAAGCACAGGUGUCCAAAACACAGCUCGGAGCUCAUUUUUUGACGGCCCGCGGCACAAUCGUUGGCAAUUCUUAUAUUAGCGUGUUAGCUUUUUCGCUAACAGUCGUAUUUGCUCAUUUGGUGCAUGCUAACGUUUGCAUGCUAGCAUUUAAAAAUUAAAUUUAAAAAUGUUAGCAUGCUUCAUGCAUGCUAACAUCUGCAUGAUAGCAUUUUAAACAAAUGGUUCAGGUUCACACCUCAAAGUAAUAUAUUUUGGUACUUGACGCAUGUUAGCAUGCUAACAUUAGCAUACUAGCUUUAUUAGCUAAUAUUGUAGGUAAACUCCUCAGCCAUGUGUUGGUACUUGAUGCAUGCUAACAUAAGCAUGCGGGAAAAAAACAGUUAUACACAAAAUAAUAUAUUAGGAUAAUUGACACGUGUUGCAGUUAGCAUUUUUGCAUGCUAAAAUUAGCUUUAUUAGCUAAUUUUGUAGGCUUAAACCUCAGUCAUAAUAUGUUGGUGCUUAAUGCAUGCUAACAUCUGCAUGAUAGAAUUUUAAACAAAUUGUUCUGGUUCACACCUCAAAGUAAUAUAUUUUGAUACUUGACACAUGUAAAAGUUAGCAUUUUAGCAUGCUAACAUUAGUACACUAGCUUUAUUACCUAAUUUUGUAGUUAUACACCUCAGCCAUGUGUUGGUACUUGAUGCAUGCUAACAUUAGCAUUCGUAAAAAUCAGCUAUAAACAACAUUUGCAUGAUAGCAUUUUAAACAAAUUGUUUAGGUUCACACCUCAAAGUAAUAUAAUAUGGUAAUUGACACAUGUUACAGUUAGCAUUUUAGCAUGCUAACAUUAGCAUACGAGCUUUAUUAGCUAAUUUUAUAGGUAUACACCUCAGCCAUGUGUUGGUACUUGAUGCAUGCUAACAUUAGCAUGCGGAAAAAAAACAGUUAUACACAAAGUAAUAUAUUAGGAUAAUUGACACGUGUUACAUUUAGCAUUUUCGCAUGCUAAAAUUAGCUUUAUUAGCUAAUUUUGUAGGCUUACACCUCAGACAUAAUAUGUUGGUGCUUAAUGCAUGCUAACAUCUACAUGAUAGCAUUUUAAACAAAUUGUUCAGGUUCACUCCUCAAAGUAAUAUAUUUUGGUACUUGAGGCAUGUUAGCAUGCUAACAUUAGCAUAGCGAAGCGAAAAAUAUUUAUAUAGCGCUUUUUCUCUAGUGACUCAAAGCACUUUUACAUAGUGAAACCCAAUAUCUAAUUUUUACAUUCAAACCAGUGUGGGUGGCACUGGGAGCAGGUGGGUAAAGUGUCUUGCCCAAGGACACAACGGCAGUGACUAGGAUGGCGGAAGCAGGGAUCGAACCUGCAACCCUCAAGUUGCUGGCACGGCCGCUCUACCAACCGAGUUAUACCGCCCCAUACACAGUAAAUACUAGUAAAUUGUUCAGGUUCACACCUCAAGGAAAUAGUUUGGUACUUGACGCAUGUUACUGUUAGCAUUUUAGCAUGCUAACAUUAGCAUACUAGCUUUAUUAGCUAAUUUUGUAGGUAUGCACCUCAGCCAUGUGUUGGUACUUGAUGCAUGCUAACAUUAGCAUUCGAAAAAAAUCAGCUAUACACAACAUUUGCAUGAGAGCAUUUUAAACAAAUUGUUUAGGUUCACACCUCGAAGUAAUAUAUUAUGGUAAUUGACACGUGUUACAGUUAGCAUUUUCGCAUGCUAAAAUUAGCUUUAUUAGCUAAUUUUGUAGGCUUACACCUCAGUCAUAAUAUGUUGGUGCUUAAUGCAUGCUAACAUCUGCAUGAUAGAAUUUUAAACAAAUUGUUCAGGUUCACACCUCAAAGGACAAUAUUUUGGUACUUGACACAUGUUACAGUUAACAUUUUUGCAUGCAAACAUUAGCAUACUAGCUUUAUUAGCUAAUUUUGUAGGCUUACACCUCAGUCAUAAUAUGUUGGUACUUGAUGCAUGCUAACAUCUGCAUGAUAUCAUUUUAAACAACUUGUUCAGGAUCAGACCUCAAAGUAAUAUAUUUUGGUACUUGACACAUGUUACAGUUAGCAUUUUAGCAUGCUGACAUUAGCAUACUAGCUUUACUAGCUAAUUUUGUAGGUAUACACCUCAGCCAUGUGUUGGUACUUGAUGCAUGCUAACGUUAGCAUGCCAGCAUUUUAAACAACAUUUUCCGAUACACACCUCAGAGUAAUAUAGUAUGGUACUUGAUGUAUGUUACAUUUUGAAUUUAACAUGCGAACAUUAGCAUGCUAGCUUUAUUUGCUAAUUUAAUAGCCAUAAACCUCAGUCAUAUUUUGGUACUCAACGCAUGCUAACAUUAGCGUGCUAGCAUUUUAAACAAAUCAGGUACAGACCUCAGAGUAAUAUAUUAUCCUACUUGACGCAUGUUACAGUUGGCAUUUUAGCAGGCUAACAUUAGCAUACUAGCUUUAUUAGCCAAUUUUGUAUUUAUACACCUCAGCCAUGUGUGGUACUUGAUGCAUGCAAACAUUAGCAUACUAGCUUUAUUAGCUCAUUUUGUAGGUGUACAUCUCAGUCAUGUGUUGGUACAUAACACAUGCUAACAUUAGCACGCCAGCAUUUUUAACAACAUUUUCCGCUACACACCUCAGAGUAAUGUAGUAUGGUACUUGAUGCAUGUUACAGUUAGCAUCUAAACAUGCUUACAUUAGCAUGCUAAUUUUAUAGCCAUAAACCUCAGUCAUAUUUUGGUACUCAAUGCACGCUAACAUUAGCGUGCUCGCAAUUUAAACAAAUCAGGUACAGACUUCAGAAUAAUAUAUUACGCUACUUGACGCAUGCUACAGUUAGCAUUUUAGCAGGCUAACAUUAGCAUACUAGCUUUAUUAGCCAAUUUUGUAUUUAUACACCUCAGCCAUGUGUGGUACUUGAUGCAUGCAAACAUCAGCAUACUAGCUUUAUUAGCUCAUUUUGUAGGUGUACAUCUCAGUCAUGUGUUGGUACAUAACACAUGCUAACAUUAGCAUGCCAGCAUUUUAAACAACAUUUUCCGCUGCACACCUCAGAGUAAUGUAGUAUGGUACUUGAUGCAUGUUACAGUUACCAUUUAAACAUGCUUACAUUAGCAUGCUAAUUUAAUAGCCAUAAACCUCAGUCAUAUUUUGGUACUCAAUGCACGCUAAUAUUAGCGUGCUAGCAUUUUAAACAAAUCAGGUACAGACCUCAGAGUAAUAUUAUGCUACUUGAUGCAUGUUACAGUUCGCAUUUUAGCAUGCUAAAAUUAGCAUACUAGCUUUAUUAGCUAAUUUUGUAGGUAUACACCUCAUCCAUGUGUUGGUACUUGAUGCGUGCUAACAUUAGCAUGCGGGGAAAAAAUCAGCUAUACACAGAGUAAUAUAUUAUGGCAAUUGACGCGUGUUACAGUUAGCAUUUUUGCAUGCUAAAAUUAGCUUACUACCUUUAUUAGUUAAUGUAGGAUUACACCUCAGACGUAUGUUGGUGCUUAAUAGAUGCUAACAUUUUCUUGGUAGCAUUUUAAACAAAUUGCUCAGGUUCACACAGAGUAAUAUAUUUCUGUACUUGAAACGUUAUAGUUAGCGUCUUAGCAUGCUAACUUUAAAAUGCUAGUUUUUUCUAGCUAAUUCAGCAGGUAUACAACUCAGUGUCAUAUAUUUUGAUAUUUCACUAAUUGGUAAGCAUGUUAGCAUAGUACUGUUAGCAUGCUAGCUUUUUUUUAGUCCAUUUUGCUCAUAUCCUUUUUAGUUGAUGCUAUCUGGCCAGUGUGCUAACUGUUACCAUUUCAGUUUGGCUUUGGCCUGUCAGCAUUCACGCAAAAUUUAUAUCAAAAUGGCAUUUAGUAGUUCCAUAGAUUGGAAGUAAAAACUACAAAAAUGGCCGCCGCAUCCUUUUCCAAUGGAAAAAGUUUGGGGCAACAAUGCGUUAAAGGUUAAAGAUGGAAGGACCGUUACUUCCACGGUGCGUUUGAGGUCUGUAGGAGACACAAAUGUUGCAUGAGGGGCCUCGCUCUUCUUCUGUGGUCUCAAACUAAAGUGGGUCAUUCGCACACCUGGGAGCCAAAAAGCCGCUGUCACCGCCAUGAACAGGAAGUGGGAAGUGAUCACGCAGACACCAUUUGGGGGGGGGGGUAAUCCAUCCAUCCAUUUUCUACUGCUUGUCCUUUUUGAAGUCGCGGGGGGUGCUGGAGCCUAUCUCAGCUGCAUUCGGGCGGAAAGCGUCGUACAACCUGGACAAGUCGCCACGUUAUCACAGGGCCACAUUGUUCAUUUUUGAAGUGCAAUUAGGAAUUAAUUAGCAUAAUCCAGGGGCGUCCAAACUUUUUCCACUUAUAUUUUGAUAUUUAUCAUUUUCAAAACCAAUACAAUAUAUUUAUAUUUUUUACUUUUAGGGACCAGGGGGAAAUAAGUAUUAUACAUUUUUUUUAAAUGCUUAAAUCUCUCUAUUAACUUUAGGUCUGUUUGUUGAUACAGGUAAAGAUAAUAAUAAUAAUAACAAUAAAAGCAUGUUUUUUCUGGCAAAAAAACAAAAUAUGUAAUAUUUCCCCCCCCCACAAAAUUCAUAAUCCAGGGGCGUCCAAACUUUUUACACUUCCAUUUUGAUAUUUUUUGUUUUCAGAACCAAUACAAUAUACUUACAUUUUUUUACUUUUAGGGACCGGGGAAAAAUAAGUCGUAUACAUUUUUUUAUUAUUAUGCUUAAAUCUCUCUAUCAACUUUAGGUCUGUUUGUUGAUACAGGUCAAAAUUAAAAAAAUCAUAAUAAUAAAAUCAUGAUUUUUAUGGCAAAAAAAACACAAAAUAUGCAAUAUCCCCCCCCCCCCAAAAAAAAUCAUAGUGGAGUAUCUGAUUGAAGUAACUGGAGCCCUAAAUAAGUCAUUAGUAUUUUUGAAGUAAUCCAUCCAUCCAUUUUCUACCGCUUGUCCCUUUUGGGGUGGCGGGGGGUGCUGGAGCCUAUCUCAGCUGUAUUGGGUCGUAAGGCGGGGUACUCCCUCUCAUAAUAGGGCCACAUUGUUCAUAUUUGAAGUGCAAUUAGCAAUUAAUUAGCAUAAUCCAGGGGCGUCCAAACUUUUUCCACUUCCAUUUUGAUAUUUAUCAUUUUCAAAACCAAUACAAUAAACUUAUAUUUUUUUACUUUUAGGGACCGGGGAAAAAUAAGUCAUGUAAAAAAAUGUUUAUUCUUAAAUCUCUCUAUCAAUGUAUAGGUCUGUUUGUUGAUACAGGUAAAAAUAAAAUAAAAAAUAAUAAUAACAAUAAAAGCAUGAUUUUUCUGGCAAAAAAAAAAAAGCAAUAUUUUUCCCCCCCAAAAAUUCAUAAUACAGAGGCGUCCAAACUUUUUCCACUUCCAUUUUGAUAUUUUUCGUUUUCAAAACCAAUACAAUAUACUUAUAUUUUUUUACUUUUAGGAACCGGGGAAAGAUAAGUCAUUUAAAUUUUUUUUUAUGCUCAAAUCUCUCUAUCAAUUUAUACGUCUGUUUGUUGAUACAGGUAAAAAUAGCAAUAAUAAUAAAAAUAACAAUAAAAGCAUGUUUUUUCUGGCAAAAAAACAAAAUAUGCAAUAUUCUUCCGCCCAAAAAAUUCAUAAUCCAGGGGCGUCCAAACUUUUUCCACUUCCAUUCUGAUAUUUUUCGUUUUCAAAACCAAUACAAUAUACUUAUAUUUUUUUACUUUCAGGGACCAGGGAAAAAUAAGUCAUUUACAUCUGUUUUAUGCUUAAAUCUCUCCAUCAAUUUAUAUGUCUAUUUGUUGAUACAGGUAAACAUAGUAAUAAUAAUAAAAAUAACAAUAAAAGCAUGUUUUUUCUGGCAAAAAAACUAAAUAUGCAAUAUUCUUCCCCCAAAAAAUUCAUAAUCCAGGGGCGUCCAAACUUUUUCCACUUCCAUUUUGAUAUUUAUCGUUUUCAAACCAAUACAAUAUAUUUAUAUGUUUUACUUUUAGGGACCGGGGAAAAAUAAGUCAUAUACAUUUUUUUUAAUGUUUAAAUCUCUAUCAACUUUAAGUCUGUUUGUUGAUACAGGUAAAAAUAAUAAAUAAUAAUAAUAAUAACAAUAAAAGCAUGUUUUUAUGGCAAAAAAAAACAAAAUAUGCAAUACUUUCCCCCCCUCCCAAAAAAAUUCAUAAUCCAGGGGCGUCCAAACCUUUUCCACUUCCAUUUUGAUAUUUUUCGUUUUCAAAACCAAUAUAAUAUACUUAUAUUUUUUACUUUUAGGGACCAGGGAAAAAUAAGUCACAAACAUUUUUUUUUAUGCUUAAAUCUCUCUAUCAACUUUAGUUUAGGGAAGGAACAGCCAGCCGGUAGAAGACCACAAGGACGACUUAGGACACGUUGGGGGGGACUAUGUAUCCCAGCUGGCCUGGGAACGGCUCGGGAUCUCCUGGGAAGAGCUGGACAAAGUGGCUGGGGACAGGGAAGUCUGGGCUUCUCUGCUUAGGCUGCUGACCCCGCAACCCGACCUCGGAUAAAUGGAAGAUGGAUAUUUUUUUUAGGAAUGACAGUUUAAAAAAAAAACAUUCACAGAAGUGUUAAAAUAAAUAUUUAUUAUUAUUUUACUAUUAAGAUUCAAGUCUCUGAUUAACUUUAGAUCUAUUUGUUGAUCAUAGGUGUUUGUUAUAUUUUUUUUAAUGUUUUUUUUUCUGCCCUUUUGUCAAAGAAAACAACAACAAAAAAAAAGCCAUAAUUUCUACCAAAAUUUUACAAAGACAAAUAUUUAAUGUGACGUAAUUGGAGCCUUGAAUAGAUCAGUAAUUCAUAACAACAUUGAUUUUUUGAUUCAUGAUUAUUUUUUGAGCAAUGACCCAAAAAAAAAAGAAAGUCAACAUUGCCAAUUUUUCUUGUUACAUGUAUCUGUUUGCUCUUGUAUUCCACUCUUUUAUAUUAUCUUAUGAAUGUGCCGCGUGCCGUUAAAUUUUUUUUGCUGCAGACAAUGCUUUGGAUACCCUUGGGGUAAUGCAGGGAGACAAUCAGAGAGGUAUAAUGGUCACGUGCUUAGGCUUCUCUGCUUAGGCUGGUGCCCCCGCAACCCGACCUCGGAUAAAUGGAAGAUGGAUAUUUUUUUUUUAGGAAUGACAGUUUAAAAAAAAACAUUCACAGAAGUGUUAAAAAUAAAUAUUUAUUAUUAUUUUACUAUUAAGAUUCAAGUGUCUGAUUAACUUUAGAUCUAUUUGUUGAUCAUAGGUGUUUGUUAUAUUUUUUUUAAAUGUUUUUUUUCUGCCCUUUUGUCAAAGAAAACAAAAAAACAAAAAAAGCCAUAAUUUCUCCCAAAAUUUUACAAAGACAAAUAUUUAAUGUGACGUAAUUGGAGCCUUGAAUAGAUCAGUAAUUCAUAACAACAUUGAUUUUUUGAUUCAUUAUUAUUUUUUGAGCAAUGACCCAAAAAAAAAGAAAGUCAACAUUGCCAUUUUUUCUUGUUACAUUUACCUGUUUGCUCAUGUAUUCCACUCUUUUAUAUUAUUUUAUGAAUGUGCCGCGUGCCGUUAAAAAAAAUUUGCUGCAGACAAUGCUUUGGAUACCCUUGGGGUAAUGCAGGGAGACAAUCAGAGAGGUAUAAUGGUCAGGUGCUGUUAUUUGGCAGCAUCCCAAAUAAAAGCAGGAAUAAAUCGAUCAAAUGAACAAUAAAUGCACUUAUUUUCAAUAACGACAGGAGGAGCAUGUACAGAACAUCAAAUGUUAACCGAGCAAUAAUCCUCUCAUCAAUUUUCGAUUUAUGAAAUGAGAUUUUUUUCGAAAGGAAAAGUGUUAUUUAUUGAAGGUGGCGCCAGUGAGUCUUGUUGUUGUUUUUCUAUUCCAAUAAAGAUCUGUUUGUCACAAAUGUGCUUU